Molecule: messenger RNA, 2882 nt
Organism: Rana temporaria (common frog)
Lineage: Eukaryota; Metazoa; Chordata; Amphibia; Anura; Ranidae
Product: plasmanylethanolamine desaturase-like
Exons: 6
Coding region: 13-1005 (330 amino acids)
Molecular function (GO): oxidoreductase activity
Source: RefSeq, a predicted model, not a curated record
GCCGCGUAUCACAUGCCUGCCUUGCGUGGGGCCGCGGUGAUUGGGCAGCCUGUCAGCCUCUCCCCUCUCCAUUGGCCGGGGCUUCCCGCCCCCCUUCCGACCCUCCCCCCAAUCGGGACGCGAGCUGCGGACGGCGCCUUCUCCGAUUGGCUGGCCGGGAAGAUGGCGAGAACGGCGCACGGAGGAGCCGACAGUGAGCCCCGGCUCUGCCCGAUGGCCGAGAGUGACCCGGCCGAGCCCUGCAGGGAGGGCAGCCCGAGGUGGGGCCCCCAACAUGCUGGGGCCCGGGAGCUCGCCGAACUCUACUCCCCAGGGAAGCGGUUACAAGAAUGGAUCUCCGUCAUGCUUUGCUUCCUUUUGAUGUCCUUUAAUUUCUGCAACCUAAUCCGCUAUUUCAGCUUCGAACACACGGCCAGCAUUGUGCUCAGCAUCGUUGCAGGGAUUGUCACAGCGGACUUCGCCUCGGGUUUGGUGCACUGGGGCGCGGACACGUGGGGCUCCGUAGAGCUGCCUAUUGUCGGGAGGGCCUUCAUCCGACCCUUCCGGGAACACCAUAUCGAUCCCACCGCCAUCACUCGGCACGACUUCAUAGAAACCAACGGUGAUAACUGCAUGCUGACCAUCAUCCCCUUGUCUUAUUUGGCCUUUAAAUGCAUCAACCACUCACCAGAUCUCCUCUACAAGUCCUACGCCGCCGACUGCUUCAUAUUCGCUUUGGCCAUGUUUGUCACACUGACCAACCAGAUUCACAAGUGGUCUCACACCUACUUUGGUCUUCCUUCCUGGGUGGUCUUCCUCCAAGACUGGCACAUCAUCUUACCCCGCAAACACCACCGCAUCCACCACGUGUCUCCGCACGAAACCUACUUCUGUAUAACGACAGGUUGGCUGAACUACCCACUAGAAAAGAUUGGAUUCUGGCGACGGCUCGAAGACUUCAUCCAUGGCGUCACGGGGGAGAAACCGCGGUCAGACGACUUAAAAUGGGCCCAGAAGGUCAAAUAACGUCCGGCCAGCUCCCGCCACUCUUUAACCAGUUGCCAACCUUUUAAAAAAAGAAAAAGUGAAAACUAAAAGCCAUUAGCCAAAUAUGUCAAAGACUCACCUGGAAGUAACUGACUAACCAGCACAAGACCGGAUUGUGCUCUAAAACUCCAUAAGACUCUAAUCCACAGACUCGCACUCCGUGACACUAAGGAGGACCGCGCUGGGCCCAAAGCCUUGAGGCCCACCGCCUGCUUUCUGAAGCAGCUGACACCAUACAUUGUUUUAUUUUUUCAAUUUUGCUGAUGUCCCAGGUGACCCCAUUACCGAGCUUCGUGUGUCCAUCACAUGGGCCAGAGAAGAGAUUGUACACAGUCUUGCACUAUGGAAUCAGUGAUAAACAUUUGUUGUAUCAACAUGAGUCUGCUGCCUGUGGAGACGCCUAAUACAGAUAUGAAGGAAGAACAGUGCUUAUUUUUUAUUUUUUUUUGCUGUCGUAUUAUUAUUUAGAAUGUUUUCAAUGUUCAAAUCUUUUCGAUUUUGUGAGAAAGGCCUAAAGUGCAUGUUUGAUCCUGCAGGCAAUCCGGGUCCUGGGAUGUAGCACAUUUUUCCAUCGCCAGUUUCCUUCUUAUCUCCAUAAUCAUGGCACUGACUGACACUCAACCCCUGAGACGCUGAAAGAUAAAAAUAUAUUUUUAAAUACCUCUGUACUGACCGUGGUGAAGGGAAGAGGCUCUUUCCUUUCCUUACGUUUUUUUUUUUUUCUUCUUUUUUUUGUUUCUCUUUUUUUUAGAAACCGGCAAAAAAUUUAAUAAAACUCGCAGUUGAUAAGUAGCACCGGUACUGUAAAGUCCAUCCAUAACUAGAUAAAAAAAAUAAAAAAAAGAGGAUGCUUAGCAGCAGAUUCCAUCAGGGUUUCCUGAGUAGGUAAGUGCAUUAGGUAGGUGUUCGUGUAUGUGGAGUCGUCGUUUUGGGCUGCUUGUUUUGUAAAUAAGAAGCAUAGUGCUUAUGUUGUGCAGUGCUUCCGUGGUAGCCAGUUGACCGUAACGGAAGGCGAAAUGCGUCGGCGUGUUUUUAACGGUUGUGCUAAUAUCGGUGUAAAAGUUGAAAGAAAAUGGUAGACGUGGGGAUGGCUCAGGAAAGAUUUAUAUUCUUUACCCUUACUAACGGUAGGGGGCGACUUUAGCGACUUGUAGAAUUCGGCUCGGUAACUUCUACAAAAGUGUUGACUUUGUUGCUGUUUUUGAAACUUUAAAAGCAGUCCUCCCUAACGUCCAUUGGCGAGCUAAGGAGUAAGGUCUGAAGCCCUCAGCUCCUUUACUUCCUUGGGAGAACCAAGUAAUAUAGUCUGUAGCCUUCAGUUCUAAAACUUAUAUGGUAGAGUCAAGGAUUAAGGUCUAUAGCCCUCAGCUGGCUAACUUCCAUGGCAGAGCCAAGGAAUAAGGUCUUCAGUCCUCAGGUUGCUAACUUCCAGGGGAGUGCUGAGGAAUAAGGUCUGUAGCUCUCGGCUCGCUUAUUUGUAUGGGAGAGCCAAGGAAUACGGUCUAUAGCACUCAGCUCAAACUUCCAUGGGAGAACCAAGGAAUAAGGUCUGUAGCUCUCGGCUUGCUAAUUUGUAUGGGAGAGCCAAGGAAUACGGUCUAUAGCACUCAGCUCGAACUUCCAUGGGAGAACCAAGGAAUAAGGUCUGUAGUCCUCAGCUCACUAACUUCCAUGGAAGAAACUGAGGAUUAUAGGUUACAGCACUUGGUAACUUCCAUGAAAGACCUGAGGACUAUAGGGUUCAGCGUUUGCUAACUUCCAUGGAAGACCUGAGGACUAUAGGGUACAGCACUUGGUAACUUCCAUGGAAGACCUGAGGACUAUAGGGUACAGCACUUGGUAACUUCCAUGGAAGA